CGCUCCCCUUAUCCAAAGAAGAGAGAGUAGAGAGAAAAAAAAAAAAGAUACAGAAAGAAAUUGAGAGAAAAUGGCGAGAUUUCUCCCAACAUCUCUUCAAAUCUCUCACCCUUUCUCUUCUUCCCCUCAAAACCCUAAGAAACUUCAAAAAUCCCAACACAAUCCCUUCCCCAACAAAGCCCUCGAACCCCAGAACGAGCCCGCCUCGUCCGACCCGGCACCUGAACUGGCCGAUUCCGACUCGGAAUUCGACAGCCGGCUCGCCCAGGUCCGGCUCAAGUACCGCAGCGGAACUGGCAAGAAAGCCGAGCUCCGUAAAUCCAAGAAAUCCCCAUCCUCAUCGAAGAAGGGCGUUUCCGUCUUUCUUCCUCCGGUUCCGCUCAAAGAACCGGUUUCAGGCGGUCUGAAGGUUGAUUUCGGCUUCUGUCCGUACACCGAGCGGUUGAACGGGCGUUUGGCCGCGCUAGGGCUCGCGGCGCUGCUGCUGGUGGAGCUGGCGUCUGGGAAGAGCGUCCUCAGCUAUCAUAAGCCGCCGAUUCUGUUCGUGCAGAUUUAUUUCAUGGCCGCCGUCUCCGCAGUGUUCGUGAAGUAUGAGAAGGAGAAAGUGAGCGUUUGGCCGGACUCAAUCGCGAAGAAAUAGGUUUGGAAUUGCGUCGGCCUGUUUUGGCGUUUAUUGUAAUUUUUGAAACUUUUUUGGGCUUUUCUACGUGUAGAACGAAGGAUGAUGUAUGUAUACCCGGAUCAUUUUUUCCGGGAACUUAAAAAAAAAAAAAAAAACUUA
This is a messenger RNA of Magnolia sinica, 781 nucleotides long. RefSeq lists its product as uncharacterized. The transcript has a single exon. Lineage: Eukaryota; Viridiplantae; Streptophyta; Magnoliopsida; Magnoliales; Magnoliaceae. The record is from RefSeq and is a predicted model, not a curated record. Bases 71 to 640 code for a protein of 189 amino acids.